AUGGGUUCGAAUGGUUCACGUUCAGCAUCUCGUCACAAUAUGACAGCACAAGAUAUUGUAAAUGAAUGUGGUGAAAAUAAUAAUGCUAAAAAUCUACACAUUCUCGUUACAGGUGCAACAUCUGGUAUUGGUAUUGAAACUAGUCGAAUAUUAGCACUUGCUGGAGCAAAAGUUUAUCUCAUGGGUAGAAGUGAAACAAAAUUACAACAAGUUCUAGAAAAUAUAAAUAAAGAAUUACAAGAAAAAUCAUCGAAUGGUUCUAUACAAAGUGUUAUUUGUGAUUUGAAUAGUUUACUUAGUAUUAAACAAUUUGCAGAAAAAUUUACAAAAGAAAACACACCUUUGAAUAUUUUAAUACUCAAUGCUGGUAUAUUUAAUUAUAAUUUUGCUCAAACUGUUGAUGGUCUUGAACAAGUAAUGGGUGUUAAUCAUAUUGGUCAUGCAUAUUUAACACAAUUAUUAAUGCCUACUUUGAUAGCUAAUGCACCAUCAAGAAUUGUUAUAGUAUCAUCAGAUUAUCAUGCAGGUCCACCUUUAAAUUAUCAAGCUUUAGAUCAUAUGAAUAGUACAGGAAAUGAUGCAAAAAAAGAUUGGGGUAUGCUAAGAAGUUAUCAACAAAGUAAAUUAGCUAAUUUACUUUUUGCUCGUGCA
Messenger RNA from Rotaria sordida, 651 nucleotides. NCBI's taxonomy places the organism in Eukaryota, Metazoa, Rotifera, Eurotatoria, Philodinida, Philodinidae. The record is from the annotation of a GenBank genome assembly.